Molecule: messenger RNA, 1865 nt
Organism: Ricinus communis (castor bean)
Lineage: Eukaryota; Viridiplantae; Streptophyta; Magnoliopsida; Malpighiales; Euphorbiaceae
Product: cytochrome P450 CYP749A22
Exons: 5
Coding region: 1-1545 (514 amino acids)
Molecular function (GO): iron ion binding; monooxygenase activity; heme binding
Source: RefSeq, a predicted model, not a curated record
AUGGGAACUUUGAUAAUAUAUCUUUCAAGCUGUACAUUGUGUUUGUUCUUUCUUUUGUUUCUGGCAAAGUUCUUUGACAAAGUAUGGUGGACUCCAAUUCGCACACAGUCUAUGUUAAGGUCACAAGGAAUUAGAGGUCCUUGUUACAAAAUCUUCCAUGGAAACACCAAAGAGAUCAUCAGUAUGGUAAACAAUGCCUCGAGUAAUCCUGCAGAAUUAUCACACCAACAGUUGCUCCCCACUGUAUUACCACACAUUUAUUCUUGGAUCAAGAUUUAUGGGAAUAAUUUCCUCACUUGGCAUGGUCGUCGAGCGUACUUUGUUGUCACAGAACCUGACCUUAUUAAAGAGAUACUUAAUGGUAAAGAUGGAGUAUUUCCAAAAGCAGAACCUGAACAUUAUGAACAGAAGAUUUUUGGAGAUGGAACUAUAACAAGUAAAGGAGAGAAGUGGGUUAAGAUGCGUAAACUAUCCAAUCAUGCUUUCCACGCCGAGUCCUUGAAAGGAUUGAUUCCAGUAAUGAUUGCAAGUGUGGAGAUAAUGCUUGAAAGAUGGAAAUAUCAUGAUGGCAAAGAGGUUGAGGUAUUCCAAGAAUUCGAGCAUUUAACCUCAGAAGUAAUAUCCAGGACAGCUUUUGGAAGCAGCUACUGGGAAGGAAAACACAUAUUUGAUAUGCUAACCCGGUUGAUUAUCAUUCUUAGCAAAAACAAGUACAAUAUUAGAAUUCCUGGAAUCAGAAACCUUGUGAAAACUGGAGAUGACAUUGAAUCAGACAAGUUAGAAAAAAACAUACAUGAUUCAUUCAUAAACAUGAUAAAGAGAAGAGAGGAGGAGGCAACGAUGGGCCAAGCAGAUGGCUUUGGAAGUGGUUUUCUUGGAUUAUUGUUGAAGGCACACCAUGACAAUAAUAUGGCAAAGAAGAUAUCAGUAGAUGACCUGAUUGAUGAGUGCAAGACCUUUUAUGUUGCUGGACGAGAAACAACUACGAGCUUGAUCACCUGGAUUCUUUUUCUUCCAGCUAUUCAUCCAGAUUGGCAACAUAAAGCCAGGGAGGAGGUCAUUGAAAUAUUUGGCAGCCAACAUCCACGCCUGGAUGGACUCACACGAUUGAAGAUCGUAAGCAUGAUUAUCAAUGAAACUUUGCGGUUAUAUCCGCCGGCUGUAAUUGUCAAAAGAUAUGUCCAAAGGCAAGUCAGAUUAGGGAAGUUAAUUCUUCCUGCAAAUAUUGUAAUGGAAAUCCCAAUCCUUGCAGUCCACCACAAUCCACAAAUAUGGGGAGAAGAUGUUAACCUGUUCAAGCCAGAGAGAUUUGCAGAAGGUGUGGCUAAAGCUACAAAAAACAAUGCAGCUGCUUAUCUUCCAUUUUCUUUGGGACCUCGAAAUUGUGUGGGUUCCAACUUUGCGAUUACAGAGACUAAGAUUGCAUUGUCAAUAAUUCUUCAACGUUACAGGUUUUCCCUAUCUCCAAAUUAUGUCCACUCACCUAUUCCCCUCAUCGGCAUGUGCCCACAACAUGGAUUACAAAUCAUGCUCCACAAGCUAUAGAUAAGCAAUAUAAGUUGAUCAAUAAAAUUUACAAGUUUCAAAAGAUGGUUGGUAGCAACUCUCUUCUCUCACUAAAGGAGCAUUACGCCUGUUUGAGGGUUUUUAGCCUUCAUCGGCACAUCAAUAGAAUCAUUUGUUGAAGUUAGUUGGUCCUUUUGCUGGAAUAAUUAUAAAGAAAGUUAAUAAUUUUGUAAUGAAAUGAUAUUCUGUACUUUCGUUGUUAGCUAAAGUAUGCCAGUAUGGCGAUCCCUGAAAUUUCAGGAAAUUGCUUUCUAAACCACGUAAGUAGUGGUUGUAAUUUAUCUGUUUGAUUUGUAAUA